AUGAAGAAGUACGUGACGGUACUGCAGUCUUGGUUCAAAAGCUGGGUCACAACUGGUAGCAAUCCCUUUGUACACUCCUGCUUGUACGGUGUGAACUUCCCAACAUGCGUACAAGUCGCGUAUGCCACCCUAGCUAGUUAUGUGUAUCGGACGCCUGCGAAUACAGAAAUCGUCCUCCGCAUAGUGGAAGAUCGAUCGAACGACUUGUUACUGGAGAAUGGAGCCGUUUUAGAUCAAACUACUGCAGGGAAGUGGGUCGAUGUUGCAGGUCGUCAUGACGAUCUAUGGGGGCAACUGACACGUCUUCAUGCCCUUUUAGUCUACCAGAUGAUCGGUCUCUUCGAUGGUGACGUCCGCGCCCGUCAUGUCGCUGAAGGACAUAUGGCGAUACAGGAUAGCUGGGCUGGAAAACUCUUCUCCACUGCCAGAACCGCAUUGUCGAGCGAACAAGACAGCAUCGCUCAUCUCGCCAACUGCCUACCCAAGCUGUCUACUUACCUACAGCAACAGUGGUACUCGUGGAUACUGUCAGAAAGUAUCCGUCGCACCUGGCUCGUGGCCGUCAGUCUAUCGCCUGUCUUCUCGGUCCUCCAGCAGCGCUGGGGAACCUGUCCUGGUGGCAUCAUGUACACCAAUCGAAGUGGUCUUUGGGAUGCUACGAGCGCUGGGGAGUGGGAAAGACAGUGUUUGGAGAAGAAUGUGGCCUUCCUACAGCGCUUCGAGUGUGCGAGGCUUUUUCACUAUGCGAAACCAGCUGAUGUUGAUGAGUUUGGCAUCGCGAUGCUCGAGAUGACCUUCAGCGGGGAUUCAUUGGAGAACUGGAGGGAUAGAACUGGCGGCUUGUAG
Alternaria postmessia is the source of this 846-nucleotide messenger RNA. RefSeq lists its product as uncharacterized. Lineage: Eukaryota; Fungi; Ascomycota; Dothideomycetes; Pleosporales; Pleosporaceae. The transcript has a single exon. Bases 1 to 846 code for a protein of 281 amino acids. The record is from RefSeq and is a predicted model, not a curated record.